Molecule: messenger RNA, 456 nt
Organism: Colletotrichum spaethianum
Lineage: Eukaryota; Fungi; Ascomycota; Sordariomycetes; Glomerellales; Glomerellaceae
Exons: 2
Coding region: 1-456 (151 amino acids)
Source: RefSeq, a predicted model, not a curated record
AUGGAGUCGCCACGGGCCAACGAAGAAGCCUUGAAAGUCAUUCUUACCAAGCUGUAUCGCCUAGAGACAGCCUUCAACGAGACCAAUAAUCGACUCAGCACCAUCGAGCAUUCAGUAGUGUCUGAUGCGGGUGGCAGCUCGGUUGCCAGAGCUUUCGGCAGCUUGUCGUUGGCUUCCUGCUCCUGCGCUUCCUGCGUCGUUCCCCAGCCAGUCCACCAAAACGUUCACAGGGAGACCUGUAGGCGACACCCGGAAGCUGCGGCAUAUAAGGCCUCUGUGGGCAAACUCCGCGAGCAAUUCGAUCUUGAUGUCGACACUGAGUUAGCUUCUGCCAAUCACGAAGAGGAUCCUGUCUACGCUCACGAUGAUGAGGACCAAAGCAAGAUAGCCAACAAUCUACUCCCAAAGUCCCGCCUCUACGAUAUGAAGACACUGCUCCACGUGCAGGACCGAUGA